Molecule: messenger RNA, 1555 nt
Organism: Monascus purpureus
Lineage: Eukaryota; Fungi; Ascomycota; Eurotiomycetes; Eurotiales; Aspergillaceae
Source: the annotation of a GenBank genome assembly
UGUUACCCGUCUUGGUAAUAGAGCCUGAACUCCCCGUCUUCCUCGAUCCUCCAUUGCCACAGUUGUCGUUGUGUUUCAAUUAACUCUCACUCUUCAAAAUGGUAUUUGCUCGUUCUCUUUCCAGCCAGCUUCGGCGGCCAGCCUCAUCCCUGCUCUCCGCCAGGGGACCUUGGGCGCGCUCUUGCGCUGCUUCUUGGACGCCCUCUCCCUAAGUGCACGCACAUUGACAGCUUCCGCAAAACUACAGGGUAAAGUUCUUAUGUGUCUGUAUGACGGCGGUGAGCACGCCAAGCAACAGCCCGGUCUUCUGGGAACUGUCGAGAACGAGCUCGGCCUGCGCAAGUGGCUCGAGGACCAGGGCCACACCCUCGUCACCACCUCCGAUAAGGAGGGUCCUAACUCCACCUUCGAGAAGGAGCUUGUUGACGCUGAGGUCAUCAUUACGACUCCCUUCCACCCCGGCUAUCUGACCGCCGACCGUCUGGCCAAGGCCAAGAACCUGAAGCUCGCCGUCACUGCUGGUAUCGGCUCUGACCACGUCGACCUGAAUGCUGCCAACAAGACCAACGGCGGUAUCACCGUCGCCGAGGUCACUGGUAGCAAUGUCGUCUCCGUUGCCGAGCACGUCGUCAUGACCAUCCUGACCCUGGUCCGCAACUUCGUUCCCGCCCACGACCAGAUUCGUAACGGUGACUGGAAUGUCGCUGCUGUCGCUAAGAACGAGUAUGACCUCGAGGGCAAGGUUGUUGGAACCGUCGCCGUCGGUCGCAUUGGCGAGCGUGUUCUGCGCCGCCUGAAGCCAUUCGACUGCAAGGAGCUCCUCUACUACGACUACCAGCCUCUCUCUCCUGAGGUUGAGAAGGAGAUUGGCUGCCGUCGUGUCGAGAGCCUCGAGGAGAUGCUCGCUCAGUGUGACGUUGUCACCAUCAACUGCCCUCUCCACGAGAAGACCUUUGGUCUCUUCAACAAGGACCUCAUCUCCAAGAUGAAGAAGGGCGCUUGGCUCGUCAAUACCGCCCGCGGCGCCAUUGUCGUCAAGGAGGACGUUGCUGAAGCCGUCAAGUCCGGCCACCUCCGUGGUUAUGGAGGUGACGUUUGGUUCCCCCAGCCUGCUCCCAAGGACCAUCCGCUCCGCUAUGUCGAGGGCCCAUGGGGUGGUGGCAAUGCCAUGGUUCCCCACAUGUCCGGUACCUCGAUCGAUGCUCAGGUCCGCUACGCCCAGGGCACCAAGAGCAUCCUCGACAGCUACUUCAGCGGUCGCCAUGACUACAGGCUCGAGGACCUCAUUGUCCGGAACGGUGACUAUGUCACCAAGGCUUAUGGCCAGAGAAACAAGGCUUAAACCUGUCCAGAGCCUGGCCGCUUUGGGGGUUUCUUUUUUUCCGAGUUCAAGUUGUCUCGAUUCUCGCCCUCCCAUGUAAUUACUGGGCCGUUUUCUUUCUUCCAUUUCUUCCGGUUGUAUAUUUGGGCUAUAGCGCGUAUGAUUUUGCUAGUAUUCUUUUCUUCCAAGACAUAUGAAAAAAUUAAUGUGGAUUCUACGGAAUUUGGUCUACCC